UGCUCGGCUCCACUCCAUAGCAAAUUUUCAAACGUCGACCAACUUGUUGAACAUAUCGAAGUGAAUAGAAUAUUCGGAGCGACAAGUUUCACGUUUUAUAACUUUAGUAUGAGCGACGCGGUGUCGAAAGUCCUGAAAUAUUACAUGGACCAAGGUCUUGUUGAUUUGAUUCAGUGGCGCGUCCCCCUUGAGAAAGUCUAUCCGCCCAAGGUCGACGGCAAAGAGGAUAUCUGGUAUUUCGGGCAGCUAGCUGCGCUGAAUGACUGCCUCUACCGAAACUCCCAAAAGGUGAAGUAUCUGGUAGCGUCGGACUUGGAUGAAUUUGCUGUCCCGCACCGGAACAGAAGCUGGGGAGCUCUUCUGAGUAGCUUCAAAGGACAUGAUAGCAUUUUUACAUUUCUUAAUGUGUUUUAUCCUACGGACUUGCCAGAUGACGCCUUGACCAAACGGAUUGACGUUUUGGUUAAGGAAUUAAACAUCAAGACAUUAUUAAAUUUCCGGCGGACUGCUUACGUGUGGUCAAUAGGCGAUAGAUCGAAAAACAUAGUUGAGAUUCGCGCCAUUGUUACUCUCGGGAUCCAUAACGUUUGGGAAAAGAUUCGCGGGAAAACGAGGCGGGUUCUCACGCCCUCUGAAGGUCUCCUUCAUCACUACAGGAGCGAUGUUGGAUCUCUUAAUCAAGGAAGGCAAACGCACGCAAAGAUAAAUUUGAAUGCUGAUGAUAAUCUCAUUGUUGAUAGAUACAUCAACCCGCUCAGGGGAGAAAUUAUUCUCAAUAUGAGACGCGCCAAGAAAGAUCUCGGGCUGUUUGAGGACCUGGGGGCAUGAAGUGCAGUCGGAUAAAUUUGGAUGGUGAUUAUCAAGUAUUGACAGAGCCGCUCAGGAUUAAAAUUUUCAUUUUUUAUGUAAGGCGCGCCCA
This is a messenger RNA of Lineus longissimus, 919 nucleotides long. RefSeq lists its product as uncharacterized. The transcript has a single exon. Gene Ontology annotation, molecular function: glycosyltransferase activity. The annotation marks the transcript as partial. NCBI's taxonomy places the organism in Eukaryota, Metazoa, Nemertea, Pilidiophora, Heteronemertea, Lineidae. The record is from RefSeq and is a predicted model, not a curated record. Gene Ontology annotation, cellular component: cytoplasm.